AUGAGCUCGAGCCGGAACGGCGACUCCGUCCCCAAUGACACACAACAGACCAACCAGACGGGCGAAUCGGAAUCCUCGGGAAUUCUUGGGGGUGUGACCGACCAGCUUAAUUCAAUGACGGGAAGCAGCUCGAUCUCUGAAAUCCCGGGGAAAGCUACGGCUGUGGCAGGAGAAAAGGUCGCCGCUGUCAAGGAAACUAUCAUUGAUAGCGCAGUCCCUGCUGCUGGAGAAGCCUUGCAAAAUCUGGGAAGCCAGGUUCGGAAGCUCGCGGGUAAAGCUGAAGAAACUAUUGAAGAGGAUUUGGACCUGGAGAGACAUUCGGAACAAAUCGAUAAGAUGGACACGGAGCGACUUUGUGAUUUUUUACGAGAAAAACAUAAGAGCACCGUGUCAUCAUUGCCAACGAAUUAG
Molecule: messenger RNA, 411 nt
Organism: Penicillium odoratum
Lineage: Eukaryota; Fungi; Ascomycota; Eurotiomycetes; Eurotiales; Aspergillaceae
Exons: 2
Coding region: 1-411 (136 amino acids)
Source: RefSeq, a predicted model, not a curated record